Molecule: messenger RNA, 1983 nt
Organism: Fraxinus pennsylvanica
Lineage: Eukaryota; Viridiplantae; Streptophyta; Magnoliopsida; Lamiales; Oleaceae
Source: the annotation of a GenBank genome assembly
AUGGGGGUAUCUUGUUCAUGUCUGCUCAGUGUUUAUAGUGAUUUGGAGAAUGGUUUUGAAUCUGUCACUGUUAAAUCGAUCGAUCUCGGGGAUGAUGACGGGAAAAAUCCUCUUCGAUCUGUCGAACAUACAAUAUUGCAAUCAUUAGGGUUGAGGAAAAUGUUGACGGAAGGAUCUGUUAGCCUGAGGGCAAGAGAAACUGAAAUGAACUCCAUUCAAGUUCCAGUCGAAGAUAAAUGUGCGUGCCAAGAAAUGGUCAGUCCGUUUUCGAUGGACGGAAUCCCACAAUUGGCUGGUUUGAAACCUAGCAGCCCCAAACAUGAGGCUGCUGUGAGGUUGCAGAAAGUGUACAAGAGCUUCCGAACACGAAGAAAGUUAGCAGAUUGUGCUGUUCUUGUCGAGCAGAGCUGGUGGAAGCUAUUAGAUUUUGUCGAACUCAAGCAUAGUUCGAUUUCAUUUUUUGAUCUUGAGAAACACGAGACUGCCAUGUCACGCUGGUCUAGAGCGAGAACAAGGGCUGCCAAGGUUGGGAAAGGUUUAUCGAAGAACGGCAAAGCCCAGAAACUUGCUUUACAACAUUGGCUCGAAGCGAUUGAUCCACGACAUCGUUAUGGGCACAAUCUCCAUUUCUAUUAUGUGAAAUGGCUGAAUUCUCAAAGCAUGGAACCCUUCUUCUACUGGCUGGAUAUAGGCGAAGGCAAGGAGGUUAACAUCAUUGAGAAAUGUUCUCGAUCAAAACUUCAACAACAGUGCAUCAAGUAUCUUGGUCCGAUGGAGAGAAAGGCUUAUGAAGUUUUACUCGAGGACGGAAAACUCUUCUACAAGCAAACAGGGGAGCUCUUGGACACCACUAUAGAACCAAAAGGUGCUAAGUGGAUUUUUGUACUGAGCACCUCUAGGACUUUAUAUGUAGGCAAGAAGAAGAAAGGCACAUUUCAGCACUCGAGUUUCCUGUCUGGAGGAGCCACAUUGGCAGCCGGGAGGAUUGUUGUCGAAAAAGGAAUUUUAAAGGCAGUCUGGCCUCACAGUGGCCAUUAUCGACCGACCCCAGAAAAUUUUCAGGACUUCAUAGCAUUUCUCGGAGAGAAUAAUGUGGAUCUCACAGAUGUUAAGCUUGAUUCCAUUGAUGAAGAAGAAGAAUCUAUGGGAAAGAAGGGAGGUUUAUACUUGAGAAGUAUCUCCUCCGAAGAAGACUUGACUGAAAAGGAUCGGUUAGAGACAAUAGAAAAUGAUACUGAAGACUCCAUUUUGCAUAAAGUUGUAUCUAGAGAAGGAGAGACUUCCGCUGCAAUAGAGAUGCCCAAAUCAAGAACUUCUCACAACUUCAGUCAGAAACUUACUAUUCUACAAAUACCAAGCAAAGACGAUUUCUUGGGGACAUUAAAAAUUGAAAACACAGUGGCAGAAUUAAAAACUCAGAAUUUCUUGCUGGAAUCACCUAUGGAUGGAUAUGAAACAGCAGAAGAGUCUUUUGCUUCAGAGCUUCAUUCCAUUAAUCAAGAGCAUAACAAGUCUCAUCAAGAACAUGAUGAGACUAAUGAGGAGAUCAUUUCAGAACAAUCAAUUCUCCAGAGGAUAAAUUCUCAUAAAGAUAUGAAGUCAUUUCAAUUAGGGAACAAACUAUCUUGCAAAUGGAGUACAGGAGCUGGACCUCGAAUAGGAUGUUUAAGAGACUAUCCUUCGAGGCUCCAGUGCCAUGCUUUGGAGCAAGUGAAUUUAUCCCCAAGAAAUAAUAGCCACUUAAGAUUAGACUUCCCUUCUCAGGAUUCAACACCGACCGGCUUUGGUAGGGAAAUACCGGUGUGUUCUAGCUCGUCUCCUCUAGACAAAUCGAAUCUGUCUCAUAAUAGCAGUAACACAGUCUCCCUUUCUGUAAAGGAACUUACUAAAUCUACUUGCUGUAACACAAGUAGGAACAGUUCAUUUUUUUUUAUUGAUCCAUUCUUUUGUUUGAAUAGAAGAAAUGAUAUAGCAAUUCUUUGA